AUGACUGAAUCUAGUCAAAAAUUCCGCAGACAUAUAGAUCGAAUGCAAUCAGCUCCCCCAGAUGAGAGCUAUGCUUUGCUUCCAGAAUCUUCAAAAAACUCUUCAGCUUUCAAUCUAAACGCAAAUGAGUUUGUGCCGGGAGGCACUCCAUCAGCAUCAGAACCCAAGCCUUUAACAUCUGAGUCUAAAACAAAAUUGAGUAUAUCAGCAAUGGAGUUCAACCCACUUGCAAAACCUUCAGUCCCCCUGCCGGCAUCUGCUUUUAGAGCAGAUGCCCCAGAAUUUACCUUGAAGUUUGGACCGACUUCAUCGAUGCAAACUCUUUCUCUCAACGCUGCAGUCAACGUUCCUGAGUUUAUUCCCGGUGGACAGUUUAAACUUGAAGAGCAGCCAGCCAAAGUGGAAGAAAAAGCUCCUGAGCCUCCAAAAAUUGAAGAAGAAAUUGUAGAGCCUGAAGAUAAAUUUACACUGGUUUUCAAUCGAGCCCUGGUUGAACAAGAAAUUGCUGAAGAAGUAGACUUUGCCGAUGUGGCAAUCAAGGUAGACGAGAGGAUCAUAUAUACAUAUGAAGAAAUCGAAAGAAUAGGCAAGGAAAUAGAAAACGAAAGCGAGUACUCAAAAAUCACAGCUGAGCUAUCACAACUAAGUGAUAGGAAAAUUUUUAAGUCGAGCAGGAAAAGGGACAAUAAAAGGCAUGAUUCUAAGAAAGGGCAGAGGAAAGAUAAAGAGUGGAGAGAAAAAGAGCAACAAGGGCAAACGCUUACAAUAGUCAAUUGGAGGAGGGAAAAAACAACUGAAGAAGAAAAAAUCAUCCAGAAAGCAAGGGAGCAUACUGCAAAGCUGAAAGAAAAUAAAGAAGAGGAAGAAAAGAUCAAAAGGACUAUAAAAGUUACUCUAAACAAGCUUUCACCAUCAAAUCUGGAGAAGCUAAGGGACCAGCUUAUGGACAUUGGGAAAUCAUCUCCUUCUUCUUUGCAAAUUCUUGUAGCUGGGAUUUUUGAUAAAGCAUGGUCAGAGCCAAAAUACACUCAGAUGUAUGCACAAAUGUGUGGCCACUUCAAAGUCGCGUUUGAGAGUCACAAGUUUCCUGGCCUAGAAGAAGAAAAAACGCCAAAAAAUCCUUUCAAAAACGAGCUCCUCAUUAUGUGUGAAGAAUCAUUUAAAUUUGUUCCAUCAGAAACCGAUUACGAAGGACUCGACGAAGAAGCCGCUGAAAAAAAGAAAGUUCUCCACAAGAAAAAAACCCAAGGCAAUGUCCGAUUUAUCGGUGAACUUUUCAAUGUGAAGCUGAUCACCACUAAAAUCGUGCUCAUGUGUAUUCACGAAAUGCUUGGACUUGAUGAAGGCUCUCAAGGAAGACCCCAAACUCUUGACGAAGACAAGCUAGAAGGGGCUUGCAUUCUACUAAGCACAGGCGGAGCUGGCUUCGAGCGAGGGUCUUUAAAGAAAGAAACGAAUAAAGUGUUUGAGUACCUAUCGAGCCUAAUUCAAAAUAAAACAACGCUUUCUUCUAAACUGAGGUUCAAGAUCAUGAAUUUAGUCGAUGAAAGAAACAGCGGGUGGAGCAAGAACAAGAAAGAUGAGCCGACAACUAUUGAAGAAGUCCAUGCUGAGUUUGAGAAAGAGCAGAGUAUCAUCCAGCAAAGGCAUGAAGUUCGCAGAUAA
Molecule: messenger RNA, 1665 nt
Organism: Blepharisma stoltei
Lineage: Eukaryota; Ciliophora; Heterotrichea; Heterotrichida; Blepharismidae
Source: the annotation of a GenBank genome assembly